AUGAGCCGACCAUAUAAAACAAUUGAGCCCAGUGUCAUAGAUGAUAAAAUGCUUGAAGUGAUGGUGAAGAAACAGGGACCAUCAGGAAGAGCAGGACAGAUAGCCCAAUUGGAAGGAAUUGACUUCAAAGAUGUAGAUCAUCUUCAACUUGAUUACCAAAAUAUACUGAAGGUUGACAAUCUGUGGCAAUUCACAUCAUUGACUAAACUCCAGCUCGACAAUAAUGUAAUUGAAAAGAUUGAGGGACUGAACACUUUAGUCAACCUGAUAUGGCUAGAUUUAUCUUUUAACAAUAUCGAAAUGAUUGAAGGCCUGGAUGAACUGGUUAAGCUAGAAGACCUCAGUCUGUACAGCAACAGAAUUUCCAAAUUUGAAAACAUGGACUCAUUAGUAAACCUGCAAGUUUUCUCUAUUGGAAAAAAUCAUAUCAGUGACCUGGAAUCUAUUAUCUAUUUAAGAAGAUUUAAGAGGCUGCGGACACUGAAUCUUGCUGGAAAUCCUGUUAGUGAAGAUGAACGGUAUAGUAUGUACAUUCCUGCCUUUCUGCCUGAUCUGAUGUACCUGGACUUCAGAUUAAUAGAUAAGACUACAAAAGAACAGGCUUUACAAAUACAUUACGCCACUGUUGCGAAUUUGGUGCACAAAGAAGAUUUGGAAUUGAAAUCUCUUGAGAAGAUGAGGUUGGAAGAAGAAGAGCUGGCUUUACAUAAGCAGUUGAAUGAAUUGCAACACGCCACUGACAACUUGCUUAUGGAGAAUAAGAUCCAGAAGUUCAGGGUAACGAUUGAUAAACUGUGGAGCAGUCUGAUGAACCUAGAAAUGCAACUGGUUGACCAACUGGAGGAAGCAACCAGAGAAUUUGAACGAAAUAUUUCAGAAUUGGUUACAACUUACAUUGAAAAUGUACAGGCUUUAGUAGCCCAGUGCCGGGACCUGGAGAACCGUAACCAUGAGAACAUGUUAGAAAUUGCUAUGAGCAGUUACGACAAGAUGGGAAAGAGUGAAGGGGAUGAGGAAAUGCCAGAAGAACUCCGAGCUCUCUUUAUUGAUAAAGAUACAGUUAUCAAUACAGUUAAUGCAUCACAUGACUUGCAUCUGCUUAAGAUUGACAACCAAGAAGACAAAAUGGUUACAAAGGCAAAUGCCUGGGUCAGGGACAUGAUUGAGAAGCUGCACAUGGAUGAAGUAGCCCGCAAUCGUAAGCGAGUUCUGGAAAUUAACACUUAUGUCAAUCACUGGCGGGAUGAACUAGAUUUCCUUGAGCUUCAGGACGUGUAAAGUGAAGGAAGAGCAGUGUCUUCAUGAAUUGUUGGUGUGAGAGUUGUAUUCUUUCAACUUUCUAAGAUCACCUCAUAACAUCUUAACCAGGAAUAUUGUGACUUAAUGUUUGCACAGCUUGACUUCCAUUAUUGUCUGAUUAUUUGCAGCCAAUGUGGAGGGAGAUUAGAGAAUCUCUACUCCCCACUGAUGCAAAGCAGAUGCCUUGAAUUUACUGGAUUAUUUCCUGGAAAGCCAGGGCUGGGAAAUCUUUUUAGCAGCCUUUGAAACCUUUCAGCAAAAACACUUCAGAUCUACUGUACUGUUCAGCAAAAACACUUCAGAUCAAAAGAUUAGAUACUCCAACUCAUUCCUUGGUGUUCAUUUCCUUUUCUCUACCAUAGUGUAUUGUUUUUAAAAAUGCAGGUUUGGUGCUUUCCCAUUCACUACUUUUGUCUGAUUUUUCUCUCCUAGUUUUUACAGCCUUGAUGGAAGCUUGGAUUGGGAACUUUUCCUUUCACCUCUUUAUUUUAAAAAAAAUUUAGAAUUGACACUCAUAUUUUGUUCUAAAGGCAGCAGAAAGUUUUAUGUUACAAAGCUCAUCUGGUUUACUUCAAUUAGAACAUGAUAAAUAAACACUACAUUUUUCAAUAAAAACCAUCCUUUUAAAGAAAGUGUAGUUACUUUCCUUCUGUGACCUUAACUUAUUUUGCAAUAUUACCUAUGAUCAUUGACACUUGUUCAAAAAAUACAUUGUUUAAUUAAAUUUUAAAAGCAUGUUUGAAAAUGUCCUAUCACAGGCCUUCUUUAAAGGCAGCAAGUUCAAAGAUCAACCUACAUUUGUAGUGCCUUUCAUAUCAUCUCAGCUGUAGUACUUUUAAGUGUAAUCAUUACUGUAAUAUAUAACACAGCAGUUCUCAAGUAGCAAUGAAAUCUGCUGAAUGAGGAAUGAAAUAAUUGACCAGGACACAAGGGUAACUGUCCCUUUAGAAUUAGGAUCCCAUGACACUACUUCAAUCUGAAUGGAUGGGUGACAUCAGUUUGCCUAAAACAAUAUCCCAAAGCACAUAAAAAUUGGAGACCAGGUAACUGAUUCACCAUUUUCUCCUUGCUCUUCAGCCAUCUUUCUAAUGAAAGAUCAUCAACCUGAAGUGUUAAGUUUCUUUCCCACAGAUGCUACCUGACCUGCUGAUUGGUAUAAAAACAAAACAAAAACACAGAAUGGUGGAUGGUUGA
This is a messenger RNA of Pristis pectinata (smalltooth sawfish), 2493 nucleotides long. It is a transcript of the gene drc3, whose product is annotated as dynein regulatory complex subunit 3. The transcript is spliced from 10 exons. Bases 1 to 1278 code for a protein of 425 amino acids. The record is from RefSeq and is a predicted model, not a curated record. Gene Ontology annotation, molecular function: protein binding. NCBI's taxonomy places the organism in Eukaryota, Metazoa, Chordata, Chondrichthyes, Rhinopristiformes, Pristidae.